AUGGUUGACAGGGUUGAGUGUGUGUUAGGUUGCCAGGAGAAGGUGAAGAUGGAAAGAAUUCAUAUAAACAGGUGUCAAGAGGUGCCAGGUGGGGGAGGCGCUGGGGUGUCAUGUGCCCAACGGAGACCGGAGGCUGGACCGCUGCAUCUCAGGUCCCACAUCUGCGACCGCCACAACGACAGCCACACCGGGGGCUACCUGUCCGACGAGUCUGGUUGCGAGACCAGCCCGUGUCCAGGUGAGGGGGGCCCGGCCGAAUCAGGUGUGAGCUGGUUCAGGUGUACGGACGGCCGCUGCCUCCCGCCUCACCUGCAGUGUGACCACAAUCCCGACUGUCUGCACGGCGAGGAUGAGGCCAACUGCUCCAUUCCCGCAGCCUGUCAAGACGGAGAGUGGCGGUGUGAGUCGGGCCAGUGCAUUCCCGACUCCGCCCGUUGCGACCUCGCUUUCCAGUGCCUCGACAAGUCCGACGAGAUAGCCUGCGGUGUGGAGGCGUGUGAGGAGGGCAGCCGCAGGUGUGUUGGUGGGCAGUGCAUACCCGCCGCCCUCUGGUGUGAUUGGAAACCGGACUGCCCUGAUGGAUCCGACGAGAGGGACUGUGUGCGGGCGCCGUGUGGGGAGGGCCAAUUCAGGUGCAGCAGCGGGCAGUGCAUCUCCUCGGUCUACCUCUGCGACGCCUCCGCCACCCACAGACUCGCGUGCGCCGACCACUCCCACCUCCUGAACUGCUCGGAACACGUGUGCGGGCCGGGCCUCUGGAAGUGUGACUCUGGGCCGUGUCUCCCCCCCUCCCACCUGUGUGACGGCCAGGUGCAGUGCCCGCUCACCUGGGACGACGAGGACCACUGCCCCUUCUCGUGCUCGUCCUCGGCCCCGCAGUGUGAGUGUCGGGACAUCAGCAUCAAGUGUCAGCGCCUCGGCCUCACGCGCCUGCCGAGGGACAUUGAGCCACAGAUAUCCAGGUUAUACACGACAAUCGCAAUAGACAACACCUCGCCCAAGGAGAAGAAGGCCCGGAAGAGGAAGCGAUACCGACAAAACAAGAGGAAGGCGGCGUCGUUUCACUAAGAAGGGACGCCGGGACGGCAGGCAGGAGGGAGGCGUCAGGCUUUGUUGAGUCGUGUGGUGUUGUUGUGUUUUGUGGAGC
Eriocheir sinensis (Chinese mitten crab) is the source of this 1147-nucleotide messenger RNA. RefSeq names its product G-protein coupled receptor GRL101-like. Gene Ontology annotation, molecular function: protein binding. Bases 1 to 1068 code for a protein of 355 amino acids. The transcript is spliced from 9 exons. The record is from RefSeq and is a predicted model, not a curated record. NCBI's taxonomy places the organism in Eukaryota, Metazoa, Arthropoda, Malacostraca, Decapoda, Varunidae.